Bipolaris zeicola 26-R-13 is the source of this 1818-nucleotide messenger RNA. RefSeq lists its product as uncharacterized. Gene Ontology annotation, molecular function: malate dehydrogenase (decarboxylating) (NAD+) activity; NAD binding. NCBI's taxonomy places the organism in Eukaryota, Fungi, Ascomycota, Dothideomycetes, Pleosporales, Pleosporaceae. The record is from RefSeq and is a predicted model, not a curated record. Bases 1 to 1818 code for a protein of 605 amino acids. Gene Ontology annotation, cellular component: mitochondrion. Gene Ontology annotation, biological process: pyruvate metabolic process; malate metabolic process. The transcript has 6 exons.
AUGUCGCCUAAUGCAAAACAACAAAAGAACGAAAAGUUCGGGCAUCUCCCUCUAUCGACUUCCGGGCCACAAGAGACUAGCUUGACGGGAAAUGCGCUCCUUCGAACGCCAUACUUCAACAAAGGCUCGGCAUUCACAAAAGAAGAACGCGAUACAUUCAAGCUCCAUGGCCUUCUUCCCUCUAACAUUCAAACUCUCGAUGAGCAGGUCAAGCGUGCAUAUGCGCAAUACAGGUCUCGUCCGAACGACCUCGCCAAGAACACCUUCAUGACGAGUAUGAAGGAGCAAAACGAGGUCCUAUACUACAGACUGAUUCUUGAUCACCUUAAGGAGAUGUUCUCCGUCAUCUAUACCCCUACCGAGGGUGAGGCAAUUGCUGAUUACUCCAAAAUCUUCCGAAGACCCGAAGGUUGCUUUCUCAAUAUAGACGACAUGGGUCGCGUUGAGGACGACAUCAAGCAAUGGGGCGGCCCUGAGGAUAUUGACCUGAUAGUCGUAAGCGAUGGACAGCAGAUACUGGGUAUUGGAGAUCAAGGUGUAGGAGCCAUCCUGAUCAGUGUGGCGAAACUCGUCAUCUACACACUAUGCGCAGGCAUACAUCCCUCACGAACACUUCCGGUGGUCCUUGACUGUGGCACAGAUAACGAGGAUCUCUUGAAUGACGAGUUAUAUCUUGGCCUGAGAAAACCACGAGUGUCUGGCGAAAAAUACGACCAGUUCGUCGACACGUUUGUGAAGGCCGCACGAAAGCAGUACCCCAAAGCCUACAUUCAUUUUGAGGACUUUGGUUUGGACAAUGCGCGAAGGAUUCUCGACAAGUAUACUCCUGAAAUCGCAUGCUUCAAUGAUGAUGUUCAAGGAACUGGUUGUGUCACGCUUGCAGCUAUCAUGGCAGCUUUCAAAGUCAGCGGUACUAAGUGGGACGAGGCUCGCUUUGUCAUGUUUGGAGCAGGCUCAGCAGGAACCGGAAUUGCGGACCAGAUUCGGGAUGCCAUUGUCCAGAAUACCGGAAAAUCAGACGACGAAGCGAGUCGUCAAAUUUGGUGUGUCGACAAGCCAGGCCUUCUUCUGCAGGGGAAGAAAGACCAGCUUACCCCUGCCCAAAUGCCCUUUGCGCGCACAGACAAGGAGUGGGAAGGAAAAGAUCAUGGGGAUCUAUUCUCUGUUAUCAAAGAAGUGAAGCCGCAUGUUCUCAUAGGUACAUCGACCAAGCCAGGCGCUUUCACAGAAGAUGUCGUCCGUGAGAUGGCCAAACACGUCGAGCGCCCUGUCAUUUUCCCACUGUCUAACCCUACCAAACUCCAUGAAGCCAAACCCCAGGAUCUGUAUGAUUGGACAGAUGGAAAAGUAUUAGUGGCGACUGGUUCACCUUUCGACCCAGUUAAGUACAACGGAAAAGAAUAUGAGAUAUCCGAAUGCAACAACUCCGUAACAUUUCCAGGUAUUGGACUUGGCGCAGUUCUGUCCCGUACUCGCCUGAUGACCCCCGCACUUCUUGUCGCCGCUGUCCAAGCUCUAGCUUCCGCAGCUCCAGUAGUUAACAAUGACGGGGCCGGUCUCCUCCCCGACGUUAAAGAUGUCCGAGAGAUCAGCGUACAAAUUGCCAAGAAUGUGAUAAAGAAGGCAGUGGAAGAUGACCUGGCGCAAGAAAAGAAUAUACCAAGUGAUGAUGCAGAGUUGGAAGAAUGGAUCAGAGAGCAGAUGUGGGAAGCGGAGUACAGACCGUUGAAGCUUGUUGAGCAUGACAAGGCGGAUGCACAUGCGAAGGGAGAGGCCGGAACAGCAUCAGGACAGAGAGAGGCAAGGUUUGAUUCCUAG